ACCAAAUGAACUCAACCUCAUUCCCUCAAGUUGUUUUCUCCCUCCCUCCCUCCCUCCCAAAUGUGCUGCUGCUAGAGCUCACUCUCUCCCCUCCUCCAUAAACCCCAACACUCACACAAACAAAACCAUAAAUCAUCCUUUCUCUUCUUCUGAUCCUUCUCUUUCAGAACCUUCACCUUCAACCUCAACUCUAGCUGCAACUGCCAAGUACCUACCCACAAUCCAAAUAGCUGAAAGGAACCAUUCUUAUCAGAUGUCAACAUCUACUGUGCAAUAGCCACCAUGUCGGUUGGACCCGUCAUAGCGGUUCUUGCAGUGAUCACGGUUCUGGGUGUCAUAGCUGGUAUGAUUGGUAGGCUCUGUUCGGGUCGUCGGGUCAUGGGUCAUGGUGGGUCAUACGACAUUGAAUCUUGGGUCGAGACCAAAUGCUCCUCCUGCGUCGGUGGCAGAAUAGCCCCUCCUCCUCCGCCGGCGGCGGAUCUCAACGGCGGCGAGGAUGCGCCACCAGUGGAGAUCCCUCAAGAGAUGAAAGAAGAGGAACAUCAUCAACAGCAGCAACAACAACAACAACAACGACAACAGCAACAACAACAACAACAGCAGCUCAGGCAAAGCUCUGAUGAAUAAUUGUUCAAUGUUCAUGUUACAUCAUUGAAUUCAGUUAUUUGUUGUUUUUCUGCAUUAUUCUUCAAUGGGUUAAUUGGUUAUGAAACUUGAUUGGUGGAUCAUGUUUGAAUGAAUGAGUUAGAGUGAACUUAGUUUUGCUGCUAAAUCAAGUUAAUUUUGAUUUGAUGUAUAUUUGAAAAAUUUGUCAUGAAUGAUUUUUGAAAUAUGUGAAUGCUAGUCCUAUACUUGAAAUA
This is a messenger RNA of Lotus japonicus, 860 nucleotides long. RefSeq lists its product as uncharacterized. The transcript has a single exon. The record is from RefSeq and is a predicted model, not a curated record. Lineage: Eukaryota; Viridiplantae; Streptophyta; Magnoliopsida; Fabales; Fabaceae. Bases 283 to 627 code for a protein of 114 amino acids.